ACGAAGCGCGGGCGACGGAGGCGGCCAAAUCCCGGCGCGCUUGGAAUCGAAGCACAAAAAGAAGAAGAAAAAUACUCGAACAGCAUGGCCACCGUCUGUCUCCCCGGCGCCGGCUCCGGCCUCCAUCCCGCCUCCACCGAACGCCUUCGCCCUCCGCCCCCCAGAUCUCGGUCUCGGACUCGAAUCCAGUGCUCUGCAACUAAGGAAAGCUCUAGUUCUAUGGAACACUGUUCCUCAUUUAAAGGCAUGAGAAAUGUUGCUUGUGGCUUGCUAGCUGCAUGGGCAGUUACAACUGCAUCCCCUGUUGCUGCUGCAAAUCAGAGGCUGCCUCCACUUUCAACAGAACCAGAUCGAUGUGAACGUGCAUUUGUAGGGAACACGAUUGGUCAAGCAAAUGGUGUAUAUGACAAACCAAUCGAUCUUCGAUUUUGUGAUUACACAAAUGACCAGUCAAAUCUGAAAGGGAAAUCUCUUGCAGCAGCCCUAAUGUCAGAUGCAAAGUUUGAUGGUGCUGAUAUGUCAGAAGUUGUGAUGUCCAAGGCUUAUGCUGUUGGUGCAAGUUUUAAAGGUGUGAACUUCUCAAAUGCAGUUCUAGACCGGGUCAACUUUCAACAGGCCAAUCUUCAGGGAGCAGUUUUUAAGAACGCUGUGCUGUCAGGCUCUACCUUCAAUGAUGCUAAACUGGAAGAUGCUGUUUUCGAGGACACCAUAAUUGGCUAUAUUGAUCUUCAAAAGCUCUGUACAAAUACUACGAUCAAUGCGGAAGGAAGAGUGGAGUUGGGUUGUAGAUAACCAUGCCAUAGUGAUGUUUUUCACAUCAUUGUUUCUAGCCACAUCCUCGGUUCCUUCCCAUCUUUCCAUAGGCCAGCUUAUCAUAGAGGAACUAAUGAAAAAAGAUCCAAGGUUUUGUUCAAGUAUCCUUUCAUGGUAAGGGGCAAGAAUUUUCUUUGCCAUACAAUCCGGAAGUCUGGUGCUUAUAAUUAUGGCUUGUCUUCAACAUGCAUUGUUUCUGUUCCUUUUAACUGAAAGGUCAUAUUUUAUUAAUUGGCUCGAAAGGUUUCGGUAAUGGAAAAUAAAUGAAGAAAGGACAUGGACAAGCCUUUGUUCGAUGUGAGGGAUUUCUGCUUUGUAUAAAGUUACUUGGACAAACUCUGAAGGAAUUACACAAGGAGGCUGCUGUGCAUUAUGGUCAAUUUCUUCCAACAGCUGUUAAUAAGUUGAUAUAGUCGAGGAUAGACUUAAUGAAGCUGGAGAUCCAUCUCUUUUAUCUUUA
Messenger RNA from Phoenix dactylifera (date palm), 1273 nucleotides. Its product is annotated as Tetratricopeptide repeat (TPR)-like superfamily protein. NCBI's taxonomy places the organism in Eukaryota, Viridiplantae, Streptophyta, Magnoliopsida, Arecales, Arecaceae. The record is from RefSeq and is a predicted model, not a curated record.